Funneliformis geosporum is the source of this 801-nucleotide messenger RNA. The record is from the annotation of a GenBank genome assembly. NCBI's taxonomy places the organism in Eukaryota, Fungi, Glomeromycota, Glomeromycetes, Glomerales, Glomeraceae.
AUGGGAAGCUCUGUUAGUACUGUUCCAACCUCAACUCCUACUCGCAUGAAUUCAAAUUAUCGUCGUCGUACCCAAUCUGAUUAUUUACCAUCAGAAUAUUCACAUUCAUUUAUUAGAGAUAUAAGCACUAUUUCCACCACAAUGAAAAGAGAAUGUCAAAUUUGUUUUGAUUCUCUCCCUAAAUCUUUUUUUCUUUUAAUCACUAAAGGUUGUAAUCAUGAACUUAAUAUUUGUAAAUUAUGCGUUAGUAAGCAUAUUUCAACUCAAUUAGGUAGUAAAGGUGACGUGGAAAUUAAUUGUCCAUCCGAUGGAUGUUAUCAAAAAUUGCAACAUGAUGAUGUAAAAAGACUCGCUAGUACGGAAGUCUUCGAAAGAUUUGAUCUUUUAUCACUUCGCCUUGCUUUAAGCAGGAUGCCAGAAUUUAGAUGGUGUAAAAAUUCUGGAUGUGGUUCCGGUCAGAUUCACUUUGACGGAGAUGAUGCUCCUAUAAUGACUUGCGAAGCUUGUGGUGAAAAAUCCUGUUAUACUCAUGAUGUUCCUUGGCAUAAAAAUUUUACUUGUGAUGAGUAUGAUGUUAACAGAAGGGGUGAUGAUGAGGCCACUCAAGAUUUACUCAAUAGAGAAACAAAACCAUGUCCUAAAUGUGGUGUAAGAAUCAUUAAAAAUGGAGGCUGUAAUCACAUGACAUGUAAAGUCAAGACUUGUAAUUUUGAAUUUUGUUGGUUAUGUUUAGCGGAUUAUAAUAAAAUCAGAAGAAAUGGAAAUUCGUCUCAUAAGAGAUCUUGUCAAUUGUAUGCGUGA